Messenger RNA from Procambarus clarkii (red swamp crayfish), 1188 nucleotides. The record is from RefSeq and is a predicted model, not a curated record. Lineage: Eukaryota; Metazoa; Arthropoda; Malacostraca; Decapoda; Cambaridae.
AUGGUGCUUGCUGAUGCGGCCAACUUGAGUGUAAUUGAAGCACAUCAAAUCUGUUGCAACAAAUGUCAGUCAAUUACAGUACAAAGAUUCUUAGCUGUGGAGACGACUACAACUGCCACGGGCAUAGAUAGUGCUGCCACGGGCGUAGAUAGUGCUGCCACGGGCAUAGAUAGUGCUGCCACGGGCAUAGAUAGUGCUGCCACGGGCGUAGAUAGUGCUGCCACGGGCGUAGAUAGUGCUGCCACGGAAGUAGAUAGUGCUGCCACGGGAGUAGAUAGUGCUGCCACGGGAGUAGAUAGUGCUGCCUCGGGCGUAGAUAGUGCUGCCACGGGCGUAGAUAGUGCUGCCACGGGCGUAGAUAGUGCUGCCACGGGCGUAGAUAGUGCUGCCACGGGCGUAGAUAGUGCUGCCACGGGCGUAGAUAGUGCUGCCACGGGCGUAGAUAGUGCUGCCACGGGCGUAGAUAGUGCUGCCACGGGAGUAGAUAGUGCUGCCACGGGCGUAGAUAGUGCUGCCACGGAAGUAGAUAGUGCUGCCACGGGCGUAGAUAGUGCUGCCACGGGAGUAGAUAGUGCUGCCACGGGCGUAGAUAGUGCUGUCACGGGAGUAGAUAGUGCUGCCACGGGCGUAGAUAGUGCUGCCACGGGAGUAGAUAGUGCUGCCACGGGCGUAGAUAGUGCUGCCACGGGCGUAGAUAGUGCUGCCACGGGCGUAGAUAGUGCUGCCUCGGGCGUAGAUAGUGCUGCCACGGGCGUAGAUAGUGCUGCCACGGGCGUAGAUAGUGCUGCCACGGGCGUAGAUAGUGCUGCCACGGGCGUAGAUAGUGCUGCCACGGAAGUAGAUAGUGCUGCCACGGGCGUAGAUAGUGCUGCCACGGGAGUAGAUAGUGCUGCCACAGGCGUAGAUAGUGCUGCCACGGGCGUAGAUAGUGCUGCCACGAGCGUAGAUAGUGCUACCACGGGCGUAGAUAGUACUGCCACGGGCGUAGAUAGUGCUACCACGGGCGUAGAUAGUGCUGCCACGAGCGUAGAUAGUGCUGCCACGGGCGUAGAUAGUGCUGCCACGGGCGUAGAUAGUCCUGCCACGGGGGUAGAUAGUGCUGCCACAACUCAUCGUAGUUGUCACCAAACACAGCGUAAACUUCAUCUUGUUGGGACACCAACAAUUUCUGCGUUUUCCUUCAAUUAA